CCCUGGUCGCUGUGCACGUCGCUGGGGGGCGCGCACGUCACGACGACGCUCAAUCUCAGUCAGCAGAGCGCAGGGCACACACACACACACACACACACACCAGGCGAUAUAAACUGACAGGAGCAGGGUUAAAUUGACCCUGGCCUGCCACCUGGUGUGGAGGCCUGUUACCCAGGGAGGAGGCCUUGCUGGGUGGGAGGAAACAUGAUGAGCGGGAAGAGCCUGUUGUUGAAGGUGAUCCUGCUGGGGGAUGGUGGAGUGGGCAAGUCCUCCCUAAUGAACCGCUACGUCACAGACCGCUUCGACUCUCAGUCCUUUCACACCAUCGGUGUGGAGUUUCUCAACCGGGACCUGGAGGUGGACGGGCGCCUGGUUACUCUUCAGAUCUGGGACACAGCAGGUCAGGAGCGCUUUAAGUCCCUGCGUACGCCCUUCUACCGAGGCGCCGACUGCUGUCUGCUCACAUUCGCUGUGAACGACCUGCAGAGUUUCCAGAACCUCGGCUGCUGGAAGAAGGAGUUCAUGUACUACUCUGACGUUAAAGACCCUGAGCGGUUUCCUUUCGUGGUACUUGGCAAUAAGGUAGACAUGGAGCAGAGGGAAGUGGGGGAAGAUGAAGCACGGGCGUGGUGCGAAGAGAACGGCUGCUGCCCUUACUUCGAGACUAGUGCUAAGGAUGACACUAAUGUCACGGCUGCAUUCGAGGCAGCUGUCAGGGAGGUUCUGGCUGCUGAAGACCAGAUUGACCAUGCACUACUGAGUAGUACUAUUGAUCUACAUGGCAACCGCAAAACCUCUCGCACGUCUUGCUGCUGAUUUGUCAGAUCUUUCGGGAGAAGCAGAGAGCUAAUGUAUUUUCUGGGCACAGACAGUGCGAGGGACAGAUAUUGUACUUGGAAACUCCCAACAUCGGUACGAUGACAAAUAUGAUUUGAGGUACGAGAAAGGGGAAAUGAUUGCUGCUCUCAAAAGAAAGACGACCUUGUUUGUCUUCAGUGGUAAGGGAAUUGCGAGCUUUAAUUUUGCAGCUCUGAGCGUGUAAGUACAAGGUACGAGCUAUCGGGAACGCUCUUACUCAUUUGACUAUUUUAUCUGUCGUUGCACUGCUGUGUAGCAGGAGGUGUCAGGUUGUCAGAUAAUUUUACGUACAUGGGGCCUGUUUACUAAGUGAGGUUCAGUCAGUGUUCUCUCAAAGUUCAAAGAUAAUGCUGCUUUUGCUACUGUUGUUCAUCAACUGCUGUUUAUUUUUCUGUGAAGCGCGUUUCCAUCCGCCGUUCAUUACAUUUUUCUUUCUUUUUUUUUUUUACAGGCAUUGUGUGAUAUUUUCAUUAGGCUUCAGUGCUUGAUCAAGGCUUGAUUAAAGUCUGUUUUCCCGAUGUAUAAGUGAAGUUAUAAUUAUUAGGAUUAACAAUAAUUUUCACUAUUAUGUGUCUGCCUUGUUGAUUGGCAGGGCUUAACAUUCCAGUCCUGUAGUUUUUUUCUUCUUUUUUCUCCUUUUCUGAAGGUCUCCUGUGCUUUACAUUAUAUUACAUACACCUUGUGCUGUCAAGUCUGUUCAUUCUAGGUCUCAGCUGAAUAUUAAACAGCCUCAGCAGAAGGACACAGCCGUUAAGACCUGCAACGUGUGCAUUGUGCAUCACCCAGUUCAUACAGUACUGGGUGAAAAUAUACAACUGAGUUUUCUGACAACUAAAUGAUGUUUACUUGUUUUCAGCUGGGUGGUACUUUAGUUUUGACUUUCAGUGUUUUUAAUACAGACUGACUUAGAUUUGAGUUUGUCCCUUUUGGUUUUGCUGCUAUAGGCCAGAGGGCUUUGUUGUUUGGCUGCACAGUUUGAGUAAAUAAUAUGCCUGACAUUCAAUGCUUCAAGUCUAACAUAGUCUAAUUUCAUUCUCAUCAGUAUUUUGAUUGCUGCUGGAAUAUUGUUUUAUAUUUCAUCCAGUCAUACCCGUUUCAUAAAUAAGAUAACUGUUUUCUUGCAACCACAGAUAGCCUCCAUUAUAGUUCAUGUUCUCAUACUUUUUUUUCUCUUGCAGUAUGUUGAAGGUCUUGUGUAUUCUCUCAGCCUGAGAUCACGUUAUCUGCCUUUCAAAUGAAAACAUGCAUCAUGUCUUAGUGUGUGCAUGCAGACUAACGGUUAACUGUGAAAGUGAGCCGAAUCCAACCAGGUACAGUCAUAUUUACUUAAUACAUGGAACUUUUGGUUUAAUGCAGGCUUAAAACAAACAGCUUGUUCAUGUGAUUACUGGUAACGUUUUUAUAAGGUGUGGCGACUAGUGGUACUCACAGCGUAGGGAGAGAAACUUUAUUAACUGUGAACUGAGUAGGGCAUUUUAACAAAAUGAAGCUGGUACAUUAAUUCAAAGCAAAAAUGAGGGCUGUUAUCAUUUGUAAGUGUUAAUAUUUUCUGGAUUUAACAGAAUAUUUUGUCUCUUUACUGUAUUUCAGUUUUUAUCCUGUUCAGAUGUAGCCUACCACAGUGUUUACCUGGAAUCUGUAUAAGAUGGUAGCAUAACCCUACAGUAUGUUACCCUCAUGAUGCUGUCUUAUUUUCACUGCAACCCAGACUAAUGUCAGUAUUUCUUUUCAUGUUUCUGUAAUAUUUAUGAAUGUAAAAGAAAAUUUCUUUGGGCCGUCCAUAUUAAUGGCUUAUGUAAAUCGCAAAGGGCAUUCAUUUUAUAAUAAUGUACAAAAUGACACCGAACGUCUGUUUCACCCUCAGUGCUCGACUCAUGAGAGUGAUUGAAGCUGUGUGAGAGUCAGACUGUUCAUCUUGAUUAUGCGUUGAUCUAAUGGACAACUUCCCCUUAUUCCUCUUUUUGCACUACAGAGGAUAGAGACGGCGUGCCAACAUGCUGGCAAAGUGGUGUAUACUCUCCAGUGCUUGGCUACAAAUAAAACACGCAACAUACCAAAUGAGAUUCUAUCUUGUCAGUGCUUUUUGUGCUUAUGCCUUGAAAAUUCAUGAAAGUAUCGGGGCUUGAAAAAUGACUUUCAAGCUUGAAAACAAAAAACUAUUUUUAAAAUGGGUCACUCAAACUAAUCGGUAUACUUCGGCUCUCUCCGCUUUGCUGUUCUGUAUGGUGGGAUCAUUUUCAGCAUCGGGAGGGGGGAAAAUGAAGCAUUACUGUUGUUUGUCAGCAAGACCACAAGUAAAACAUAGGUCAUGAAUUUUUACCCGCAAAUGUAGCUCGUUUGAAUUUCAUCAUGCAAGACCUUGAAAGUUCUUGAAUGACCAAGUAUGUCUGUGGACCCAGGAGACGGUGAACACUGUUUAUUCCUCCUUCAUUAAAAAGAAUAUCGAGCAUGCACCACACACCGAGAAAUUAAAAAGAAAAAAACCUUUUUCAUCAAGUCUGCAUUCAAACUACAUCUUUUUAAAUCUUAAAUGUACAGAAAGUACAGGUUGUAUAGUCACUGGUCAAAUGCAGAAAAUCAUAAGCAUAAAUCUGAAUUGUUAUGGCUCAGUUCCCAACUGCAUUUCUACCAUUUUACAACUUCACAUAGCAACACACUAUAGCCUCUAUUUCAA
Molecule: messenger RNA, 3532 nt
Organism: Larimichthys crocea (large yellow croaker)
Lineage: Eukaryota; Metazoa; Chordata; Actinopteri; Sciaenidae
Gene: rab9b
Product: RAB9B, member RAS oncogene family
Exons: 3
Coding region: 205-816 (203 amino acids)
Biological process (GO): retrograde transport, endosome to Golgi; Rab protein signal transduction
Cellular component (GO): late endosome; phagocytic vesicle; lysosome
Molecular function (GO): GTPase activity; GTP binding
Source: RefSeq, a predicted model, not a curated record